Molecule: messenger RNA, 765 nt
Organism: Rhagoletis zephyria (snowberry fruit fly)
Lineage: Eukaryota; Metazoa; Arthropoda; Insecta; Diptera; Tephritidae
Product: zinc finger protein 233-like
Biological process (GO): regulation of transcription by RNA polymerase II
Cellular component (GO): nucleus
Molecular function (GO): RNA polymerase II transcription regulatory region sequence-specific DNA binding; DNA-binding transcription factor activity, RNA polymerase II-specific
Source: RefSeq, a predicted model, not a curated record
AUGUACGAUGAUGAGUAUCGUUGGUUUAUGAUAAAAAAUUUUGCUGUUUCUGCUGAAAAUGUGAAUGAAGUGAAUGAGGCAUUGAGUGAGAAUGAAGAAUCAGAAACAGACUCUGAUGCCACUGAAAUUGAUGAUGAGGAUUAUGAAGCAGUCAGUGAACCUCAGCCAACUGAAGCAGUGGUCAAUGAAAACUUGAGCAAUGCCUCCGGUGAACAACAGUCACACCGUCGUCAAAGAAAAGACAAAACGCACAAGUGUCAGCAAUGCCACAAAAGCUUUGAUCGUUUAUCUGAUUUCAAACGACACCAACUGUUGCACACUGGUGUCCGACCGCACAAAUGCACAGUGUGCUCCAAAUCAUACACACAACUUAAUCAUCUUCAAACACACCAAUUGGUGCACACUGGCGUUCGACCGCACAAAUGCACAGUGUGCUCCAAAUCAUACACACAACUUAAUCAUCUUCAAACACACCAAUUGGUGCACACUGGCGUUCGACCGCACAAAUGCACAGUGUGCUCCAAAUCAUACACACAACUUAAUCAUCUUCAAACACACCAAUUGGUGCACACUGGCGUUCGACCGCACAAAUGCACAGUGUGCUCCAAAUCAUACACACAACUUAGUCAUCUCAAAAUACACCAAUUGGUGCACACUGGCGUUCGACCGCACAAAUGCACAGUGUGCUCCAAAUCAUACACACAACUUAGUCAUCUCAAAAUACACCAAUUGGUGCACACUGGGGUCCGACCGCACAAAUGCACA